AACACCAGUAUCGCAUCUCCUGCCGACUCUUCUGAGCUGCUCAUGAAGGUGCACAGAAAUGGGAAGAGGCCCAGUCCAGAGAGGAGAGAAGAAGGCAAUUUUGACAGAGAUACCAUUCCUCCUGAACCCCUUGCCAAGAGAGUGUGUACCAUCAGCCCUGCUCCUCGUCAUAGUCCUGCUCUCACUGUGCCGCUUAUGAAUCCUGGUGGACAGUUUCAUCCUACUCCUCCACCUCUUCAGCAUUACACCUUAGAAGAUAUUGCAACUUCCCAUCUGUAUCGGCAACCUACCAAGAUGCUAGAACAUCGGGAAAUUCGUGAGAGGCACCAAAAUCUCAGUCUAAAUGGAGGCUAUCAGGAUGAAUUGGUAGACCACCAUUUGACUGAGAGGGAAUGGGCUGAUGAAUGGAAACACCUUGACCAUGCCCUGAAUUGCAUAAUGGAAAUGGUGGAAAAAACCAGGCGCUCCAUGGCAGUUCUCAGGCGCUGUCAGGAAUCUGAUCGGGAGGAACUGAACUACUGGAAAAGACGAUUUAAUGAAAAUACAGAGAUGAGGAAAACAGGGACUGAGUUGGUCUCCAGGCAACACAGCCCCGGGAGUGCAGAUUCUCUAAGUAGUGGUUCUCAGAGGAUAAGCAUUCCAAACCCCUUCCCUUGA
Octodon degus (degu) is the source of this 657-nucleotide messenger RNA. RefSeq names its product protein CBFA2T2-like. Gene Ontology annotation, biological process: negative regulation of DNA-templated transcription. The coding region runs from base 43 to 657 and encodes 204 amino acids. Gene Ontology annotation, cellular component: nucleus. The transcript has 2 exons. The record is from RefSeq and is a predicted model, not a curated record. Gene Ontology annotation, molecular function: transcription corepressor activity. Lineage: Eukaryota; Metazoa; Chordata; Mammalia; Rodentia; Octodontidae.